Molecule: messenger RNA, 2039 nt
Organism: Pseudo-nitzschia multistriata
Lineage: Eukaryota; Bacillariophyta; Bacillariophyceae; Bacillariales; Bacillariaceae
Source: the annotation of a GenBank genome assembly
AGUUAUGUUGAUUAUUGCGUUGCUUAUUCAUGUGGGAAACAGAAUCAAGUAACUCAAGCUCGUCUACAUCAUUCCCAAUCGAACCUCUACAAGAGUCUUUGUAGUUGUAGUAAUUCUUUGCAAUCUAUAGAGAAAGGAAGAUUGUGCUGACCUUGGCCGUUUUGUCACCAAAAUAAUUUGCAGGAGCGCUGCAAAACAACAUAAUAGAUGCCCUUUUCUGAUACAUCUUCGAGCGUCUCGAGCGCUGACUAUGACAGGAAAGACAGAGGGCGUGAAAGACGUCGCAAGAAGGACCGUAAAUUGAACCGCAGGAGCGACAACAGCGAUGACGAACGUAGGCAUCGUCGUCGUACCAGCAGCAGAACUGAGAAGAAAAUGAAGAAACGUCGAAAAAAGAGCAGCAAAGAGAAGAGAAAAAAAGACCGAAAACGACACCCGGAUACCGAUGAGAGUUCUUUAUAUAGCUCCAAUAAUAGUGAUAGCGACUACUCCCGUCGGCGUCGCCACAGACGCAGCAAAAAGGAACGAAAACGGCGACGGAGAGAAGAUGCGGAAGACAACCACAAAACAAAGAAAUCAAGGAUAGACACAAAAGAGAAAAGCCGGAAAGAGAGUUCAUCCUCAACUACAAGUAGCGCACAAACAGUAUCACUUGCUCUGCACAAUCUCUUGAUAGAAAAGCCAGAUUUUGGAUCCGAACUACCACUGAUUCUGAUUCGAUUGGCUGGAGGGACUACCUUCGAUUUAGGCCAGGUGACGGACCCGAGCAUCGCCACCGGAUUACGAUCCGUAUUUGAGGCGUUAGAAAUCUAUGGAGUGAAAAAGCAACAAAGUAGUGGCAUGUGGAUGUUUCAAAACCCGCCAUGUGCCACUCGACGAGACGAACUCGUUCUUCUCAAGGUGAUACGAUCACUCCUGGAUGAAAUCGGUUUGACUAUGGAGGAACUGGCAAAGUUUGAGAACAAGCAACGUGUUGAGAAAGAGGAACAAAAGCAAGCAGAUGAGACUCUGAAGCCCGAUGAGAGAAAGAAAAUGAAAGAAUUUACAUUGAAAAUAUUGGAGAAGUUUCUCCUGAAGGAUGCAACGCUAGGAUCACAAUUAGCCACCCUCUGUAUGACAAUUGUUGAAGGAGAGAGUGUUUCCGUUGACGGGAUACCAGACGAGAAUCUGAAAACAGCCCUCGAGUCCUUGUUCGAAAAAUGCGGUUUAGAAAAAUCGGAAAUUGAAGAAGAUGACGAGGAUGACGAUGACGAUGAUAGCGAUGAAUCUCCUUUGAUGGGGUAUGGACUUCCUGACUCAAGUGAUACCGACAAUGAUAUUGUUCAAAUGAAAUUGGCUAUCAUGAUGUCGGCAUGCCGAGAAGGGCCACCUAAACGAAAAUCGAUUGGUCCAACACGAAGGCCGAUGACGGCAGAGGAGGAACAAGCAUUAAAAAAGAUGUACCCGGAAAACAAUAGAAAGGAGGAGGAGGACAACGACGAAGGUCCGUUGCUUCCUGGUGAGGUACGAAAAGCUCGGGGACCAGCUAUGUCACUAGAAAUGAUCAAAGCCCAGGCUGAGCAUAGAGAGUUACAGCUCAAAGCUACAGCAUCUGGAGUGCCAAUGCCAACCAAUGCUGGUGGACGGGAGGAAUGGAUGAUCAUUCCCGGUGAGCACGAUUUUCUGAGUGGGAUCAAAUCUGGACAGGCCAUCAAAAGCCGGGGAUUUCAAAAUAAAAAAUCCAGAGAUGCCGAUAAAAAGUCUCAACCAAUUCAUCCUGCUGUGCAGGCUGAGAUGGAUUCAAUCAUGCAAGCUCACCAAGAUGCAAGAGGGCCUAGCUUAAUGGAUCUACAUCGCUCGAAGAAAUCUCAAGAAAAAGAAUUGGCAUCUCGUGCGAACAAUGGCAAAAAGGAAUGGAAAUGGAAUCGUGACAAAGAUUUGGACGCUGGUCGUCGGGUUGACAAAGACGCUCUAGGUAUGAUUUUGGGAGGGGCAGCGGGCGAUCUCAAAUCAAAAUUCGCGGGUGGAUUCAAUCGGUAGAAUUUAUACCGUGAAAACCU